AUGACGGGGCUGGAAAAAUUAUAUUACAAUCCCACGCAUUACGCUGGAUACUCUGCAGUGGAGAAUCUGGUGCGAGCCUCUAAUCCUGCUUUCGAUCGCCGCUUUGUUGUACGCUGGCUAGAAUCGCAAGACGCAUAUACUUUGCAUCGCUCGAUACAUCGUAAAUUUCAACGUUUGCAUUAUAAUGUAACAAAUAUCGACGAUGUAUGGAAAGCUGAUUUAAUCGAUCUUCGUAAUCUAAAAAAUUACUACAACAAUUAUUCUUACUUAUUAACAGUUAUUGAUGUGCUUAGCAAAUACGCCUGGGUGCAACCACUGCGCGAUAAAUCAGCGAACUGUGUUAUACGCGCUUUCCAAAAUGUAUUCUCGAAAAACGGAGGACGGAUACCCGUAAAUUUACAGACUGAUAAGGGCAAAGAAUUUGUUGCGCGAACGGUGCAGGAGUUUUUAAAAAAUAAAAAUAUACACUUUCGUGUAGUACGUAAUCCUGAUGUCAAAGCGACCGUGAUUGGACGUUUUAACAGAACGCUUAAAGAAAGAAUGUGGCGGUAUUUUACAUAUAAAAAUACACGGUGUUAUAUUGAUAUUUUGCAAGAUCUUGUACACGCUUACAAUCAUACUCGCCAUUCUACUACAAAAAUGGUGCCUGCUGGUGUUACAUUAGAAAACGCUAGUAUUGCGCGUAAAAAUAUGGAGCAGCGAUACGCCGAAAAAAAUCGCUUUUGGAAAAACCGAAGAAUUAAAUACAAAGCAGGCAAUUAUGUACGUGUUAGUAGAGCUAAAGUAGCCUUCGAGAAAGGAUAUGAAGCAAAGUGGAGCGAAGAGAUAUUUAAAAUUUAUCGCGUGCUAACGUGGCGCAAACCCCCAGUGUAUGAAUUGUGCGAUUUAGCGGAUGAAGUUAUAGAUGGANUUUUUUAUGAACAGGAAUUAGUUCCGGUUAAUAAAAAUUUGAGAAAAGAAGUAUUUAUUGUUGAUUGCGUGAUAAAAAGUAAAGAUCGCGGUCCUAAUAAGCAAUUAUUAGUUAGCUGGCAAGGCUAUCCCUCUAAAUUUGACUCCUGGAUUCCGGCCACGAGUUUACAUUCCCUUCAGCAAGAUGAACGAUCAAUUUCUCAUGGUUCUUCCGAGCAAUAG
Molecule: messenger RNA, 1131 nt
Organism: Pseudomyrmex gracilis
Lineage: Eukaryota; Metazoa; Arthropoda; Insecta; Hymenoptera; Formicidae
Exons: 1
Coding region: 1-1131 (376 amino acids)
Biological process (GO): DNA integration
Molecular function (GO): nucleic acid binding
Source: RefSeq, a predicted model, not a curated record